Molecule: messenger RNA, 249 nt
Organism: Penicillium robsamsonii
Lineage: Eukaryota; Fungi; Ascomycota; Eurotiomycetes; Eurotiales; Aspergillaceae
Exons: 2
Coding region: 1-249 (82 amino acids)
Source: RefSeq, a predicted model, not a curated record
AUGACAGAACAGGAACCAUUCGUGACUAGGAAUCGCGAUAACAAGACCGAUGAUGACACUCCGCGGCGAGCGAUGAUAGUCGAAGUCAUCAUCUCCACCAUCAUCUGUGCUGGAAAGUCACCAAGACAGAAUAUCAGCGGUUGUGAAAAUCAAUCAAACCGUGAUGCAAUGGAGUCUCUGAAGUUUCGGGCCAUCAACCUCGAGUUGGCCUGCGAGGAACAACAUCUUGUUUUGUUCGGAAAUUUGUGA